Molecule: messenger RNA, 435 nt
Organism: Peronospora farinosa
Lineage: Eukaryota; Oomycota; Peronosporomycetes; Peronosporales; Peronosporaceae
Source: the annotation of a GenBank genome assembly
AUGGGCAUUGUCAAGAACGGAAAGGUUGUUGUGCUGCUUAACGGCCGCUUUGCUGGCCGCAAGGCUAUCGUUGUAAAGACCUACGACGAGGGUCGUGGUGACCGCAAGUUUGGCCAUGCUAUCGUUGCCGGCAUUGACCGUUACCCGCGCAAGGUGACGCGUUCCAUGGGCAAGAACAAGCUUAAGAAGCGUUCGAAGGUGAAACCGUUUGUCAAAUACGUCAAUUACAACCACAUCAUGCCUACCCGUUACGUCGCCGACAUUGACCUGAAGAAGGUCCUUGACGAUGAUGUGCUGGGCAACCCGGAGACCCGUAUCGAGUCUCGCAAGACCAUUAAGAAGGUGUUCGAAGAGCGUUACCUGAAUCAGGCUGCGUGCAAGUCGGAGAAGAAAGCUGCAGGUGUUAGCUUUUUCUUCAAGAAGCUCCGUUUCUAA